AUGCAGUUCACCCAAACCGCCUUCACAGCCGUUUUGGCAAUCGCAUCUUCAGCCGCUGCAUCUCCCCUCGCAGCCCGUCAAACUGUGCUUCAGAACUUCCAAGUCUCCAGCGUGAGUUCCUAUAGCCCAUCGGGACGGCCCGGUAGCUAUCCAUGGGCCCAAAUCACAGCCGAAGUGACCGACCCGAACGAGAUCAACCUCGGUACCGCCGAGUCCGAUGGCAGCGACGUAAUCGUGCCAGGAGGAAGUCAAGGCCUCAACUGCAAAGCGCAAUGGUACACCAAGGGCGAGUCACCUCUCGACCGUACCUGGCCAUGCGACGCCACGUCCAACGGCUACUGGGUCAUGAACGUGCUUGAGGGUAGCAACGGUUUCGCGACCGGUGACUUCAACCUGAAGUUCACGCACGUGGCCGAUGUGUUGUACCAGGGUAAGGAGUACAAGGCGACGUUUGAGGCGGAGGGUCAUUUUGCGGUUGGAGAGAACCUUUCCGGAAGCUGUGGUUCAAGCGGAGUCUGCAGUUGGGGUUUGAAGGCUGAGAACACUCCGUUUGAGAUCACACCGACGAAGGUCUAA
Alternaria atra is the source of this 576-nucleotide messenger RNA. RefSeq lists its product as uncharacterized. NCBI's taxonomy places the organism in Eukaryota, Fungi, Ascomycota, Dothideomycetes, Pleosporales, Pleosporaceae. Bases 1 to 576 code for a protein of 191 amino acids. The record is from RefSeq and is a predicted model, not a curated record. The transcript is spliced from 2 exons.